AUGUCUCGUUUUAAUCAACAAUCAACAAUUGACCCACGUAAUCCACGCUGUCGUUCAUGUGAUACAAUGACAUCCGUUUAUUGGCGUGUUCCAGCUCGUAAUCUACUGCUGUGUAAUAACUGUUUUUUACACGAUUUGAAAACUUCUAAUCAAUAUUGUAAAUUAAAACGUAUCGAUACAAAUACGGAAGAUCUAUCAACGUUUGAAAAUCGCUUUCAUUUUUCGACGCAACUCAUCAAAGAUGAACAGGUCGUUUCUUCGUCAUCGUCAUCUUCAUCAUCGACAAUAACAAAAGUAAAACGAUCCAAAGCUAUUGAACCAGUCAAAUCUCAAGUAUCGAUGAAAAUCUCCACGAGACAGCAACCAUCUUUUCGUUCCAACAGAAAAACACUCGCAUUUAAAACGAAAAAGCCAGAGAAAUGCUCAUCUCAAUCAACAACAUUUAAAUUGUUUGAUGUUUUAUACUCAAAAGGACGGCGAUUCGAAAUUGGCGACAUUGUAUAUUUGAUCGAUUCGAAUCUUUCAUGUUUCUAUGCACAAAUUCGUGCAUUGUUUCAAGAUGAACAUGUCAAUGCUUAUGCUUUUUUAACAUGGUUAUUACCAACAUCGAUAAAAUCGUCUACAAACAAUUUUCAAUUUGAUCCUAAUGCUUAUUCAAUCGGACCCAACGAAGAAUAUCCACGUUCAUUGAAUUCACUUUCGUUCGUGUGUCAUGCUCCAUCAGAUUACUUUCAAGUCAAAACAUAUCCACAGUCAAUGACAACAGAUAAUAAACGAUCGUUUAAAUAUGUUUGGAGUCAAAUCUGCGAUAAUAAUAAUAAUACCGAAAAUGAUUGUACAUCAACACCAACACCAUCAGCUAAACGACGGCGUUUUGCUUGA
Messenger RNA from Adineta ricciae, 882 nucleotides. NCBI's taxonomy places the organism in Eukaryota, Metazoa, Rotifera, Eurotatoria, Adinetida, Adinetidae. The record is from the annotation of a GenBank genome assembly.